AAUUCGGUUCCAUAAGACACAGGAUGCUUCGCGGAUCACUUAAUUCACAAACUUUCAUCUCAUCCGCACGAUAAAUGAGCAUAACCAAACAUCCUUUGCAAACUCCGACCCUUUGGGUUAUGUCACUGCUACUGACAUCAUGACCGUCAAAAUUAACAUUUGUACUGUUUUUAUUUUGACGUGCUCAUUCGCGACGGAAAUCGUGGAUGUUGCGCCGGUUGGUCCUUUAUUUUGAAUUGGAAGGCGAGUUAAAUAAUGAGCUCUCAGUAGUGUUGAAGGCGUCGAGAGCCAGGGGUUUCAACAGCGACGUGCGUCUGAGUGGUCUGAGUGCGCCGGUGAACUAUGGCUGUCGUGAUCGAAACGACCCUGGGCGACCUGACGGUCGAUCUCUACACGACGGAGCGACCGCGGACGUGCCUCAACUUUCUGAAGCUAUGCAAGCUCAAGUACUACAACCUCGGCCUCUUCCACAGAGUCGAGCAAAACUUCAUCGCCCAAGCUGGCGACCCGAGCGGCACCGGCCGCGGCGGUGAGUCCAUGUUCGCCAAGCUGUACGGCGACCAAGCACGCUACUUCGAGAUGGAAAAGAAACCACGCCUGAAGCACCUCAAGCUGGGAACGCUGUCGAUGGUGGGCAGCGACGAUGGCCUCCACGGAUCGCAGUUUAUCAUCACGUUGGGAGAGAACUUGGACUCUCUCGACGGCCAGCACAGCGUCUUCGGCUGCGUUGCCGAGGGCUUCGAGACGCUCGAGCGAAUCAACGCGGCAGUGUGCGACGGCGAAGGCAGACCUUACCAGGACAUACGCAUCUGCCACACAGUGAUCCUGCACGACCCGUUUGACGACCCGGAGGGUCUCGAGCUCCCCGACGCGUCGCCCGAGCCGACGCUGGAGAUGCUUCGGAGCGACCGGAUCGGAGCGCACGAGGUGGUCGACGACACACAGGGGCGCAGCAUGGAGGAGAUCGAGGAAGAGAUCAAGACCAAGGAAGCCCGCGCACGAGCCACGGUGCUGGAGAUGAUCGGCGACCUGCCGGACGUCGAAGCCGCGCCGCCGGAGAACGUGCUCUUCGUCUGCAAGCUGAACCCGGUGACGACGGACGAGGACCUGGAGAUCAUCUUCAGCCGCUUCGGCCCCGUCAAGAGCUGCGAGGUCAUACGCGACCGCAAGACAGGCGACUCCCUGCAGUACGCCUUCAUCGAGUUCGAGCAGCGGGAGCACUGCGAGAACGCGUACUUCAAGAUGGACAACGUGCUCAUAGACGACCGGCGCAUCCACGUCGACUUCAGCCAGUCGGUGGCGAAGCUGCGCUGGAAAGGAAAAGGUCGAGGGGUGGAGUACAUCAAUGACGGGCGGGAUGGUAAGAGAGCCAAAGGUGCUCGUUACGAACUGAAAGAUACGGUACGACGUGGUGGUGCCGGGGGUCAGUAUGAUUUGGUGUGGAGUGACAGUGAGGAAGAUGGGGAAGGUGCCAAGCAAAAGGAACGAAGCGAGCGUAGCCAGAAGGACGGAAAGAAAGAAAGCCAUAAGGAUAGGCACAGGGAUGGCCAGAAGGAUAGCCGUAGUGAUGGACACAGGGAUAGCCGCAGAGAUGGACACAAGGAUAGCCGCAGUGAUGGACACAAGGAUAGCCGCAGUGAUGGACACAAGGAUAGCCGCAGUGAUGGCCACAGGGUCAACAGGCACGGUGAUGGCCAUAGAGAAAGACACGGCGACAGUUAUAGAAGCAGUCACAGAGACCACGAAAGGAAAGGUCACAGGGAUGAGUAUCGGGAAAGGAGUCGCGAGAGAGACCACAGAGAUGAACGGAGAGAGGACAGGAGCCACAAGCGUUCUCACGAUCACCAGUCAUCCUCAUCUCGCCAUGGGUCUGACAGCAGGAGUCGAAGUAAACGUAUGCAUCAGGAUCGUUGAGCAGCGUUACACGCUCCGACACUUUCCAUGUGUAAUAUACUCAUUGCAGUCGCAUUUCUCAAUCUUCAUUGUGAGUACAAUUGUACAAACUUUGACUGUCCUCUGCUGAAGCUUUGUGGGAUUGUUGAGCUCUCAUUACACAUUUGAAUAAAUCUUGUUGAAAUUUA
Messenger RNA from Dermacentor silvarum, 2081 nucleotides. Its product is annotated as peptidyl-prolyl cis-trans isomerase sig-7. Gene Ontology annotation, cellular component: nucleus. Gene Ontology annotation, biological process: protein peptidyl-prolyl isomerization. The record is from RefSeq and is a predicted model, not a curated record. NCBI's taxonomy places the organism in Eukaryota, Metazoa, Arthropoda, Arachnida, Ixodida, Ixodidae. The transcript has a single exon. Bases 343 to 1914 code for a protein of 523 amino acids. Gene Ontology annotation, molecular function: RNA binding; peptidyl-prolyl cis-trans isomerase activity.